AUGGACGAGCUCCAAAAAAAGAUUGAUGAGAAGGACGGAUCUCCGAAGCCACAAGACGUGCUAACCACCCCGUUCAUGGGGGCCGUCAUGGAAGAGCCCUUCCCCAAGGACUUCCGUUUCCCGACAAUCAAGACGUACUCGGGGACUUCCGACCCGCGAGCGCACCUCAACAGGUACCGGGCCGCCAUGUUGAUGACUGGGGCUAGUGACGCUAUCAUGUGCCGGGGUUUCUUUUCGACCCUGGAUGGCCAGGCACAAGACUGGUUCGGAUCCCUCCCAGAGGGCUCCAUCUCUACCUUCGCGGCCCUUACCAAGCGAUUCAUGUCAUAUUUCGCCAGCAACGUACAAAAGAGGAAGGAGUUUGCAGACCUAUAUCAUGUAAAACAGCUGCCCACAGAUUCUCUACCUGAGUUCCUCAACAAGUGGAAGCGUGAGGUACUGGGGGUCGCCAACUUCGACGAUAGGGCAGCCAUAAUAAUCUUCAGGAAUAACUUACGGUCCGGCCCGUUCUACCGGGACCUCAUCCGGUACCCUCCCAAGACCUACAACGAGCAGAUAGAUCGGGCAACAAGGUUCGCAGAAGAAGAAGUAGCUGAGAAGCAAAAGAAGGAAGAGGAGGAGGGGAGGAGUCGGAAAGACAAAGCACCUCAAGAGGAGCGGCGGGCACCAAGGCCACCUUGCCGCGAGUUUGCCGAGGGACCUCGGUUAACCCCUACGCGUUUCCUCACCCCCUUAACAGAGCCCGUAAGCACCUUCCUGGACCACGUAGAAGGCCAAGGGAUCGUGCAGUACCCAGGGGAGUGCAUGAAGAUAUCCCCCAAGGUGGACCCCAAUAAAUAUUACAGGUUUCACCGCCAGACAGGGCACAACACAGAUGAAUGCAUCCACCUCAAACAUCAAAUCGAGGACCUCAUCCAAAGGGGUUACCUCGGCCAGUUUGUCAAGAGGCCCAGGGGCCAGGGCCAGAACCAGAGCCAAGGCAACGUAUGGAGGAAAGGGGGUGGCUCCACGCCAUCCACCUCGGCACACUGUAAACGAGAAGAUCCGGGACCCGGGGUGGAGCCCCGUGUUCUAACUCAUUUAGCAUCUCGGCCCAGAGCCUCGGCUAGGAGGUCUCGGCCAGAGGCCUCGGCCCAAGGCCUCAGGUGA
Molecule: messenger RNA, 1149 nt
Organism: Ipomoea triloba (trilobed morning glory)
Lineage: Eukaryota; Viridiplantae; Streptophyta; Magnoliopsida; Solanales; Convolvulaceae
Exons: 1
Coding region: 1-1149 (382 amino acids)
Source: RefSeq, a predicted model, not a curated record